Molecule: messenger RNA, 4476 nt
Organism: Bursaphelenchus xylophilus (pine wood nematode)
Lineage: Eukaryota; Metazoa; Nematoda; Chromadorea; Rhabditida; Aphelenchoididae
Source: the annotation of a GenBank genome assembly
AUGGUUGUGAAGCGUUGGGAAGCCGAUCCAGUGGAUGUCUCUAUCCUCAAGGAACAACUUCAUUUCAAAACUUCUGGACGAUACGCGAAGAAUCGGUUUUUAAAGGUAAAAAUAGGCAAAAAUUAACAUUGAAAAUGAUUAUGUACCGUCUUUUACCAUAAAAUUUAGGCGGCGUUAUCCGAAGCUCUAGCAACAUGGGACCCAAAGGAUCCCAAGAAAGUUGGAAUUACAACCACAAGCUUGAUUAACCUGUAUCAAAAAUGGGCUCAUGGAGGAUUUGGAGUUGUCCUGACUGGGAAUAUCAUGAUUGAACAUACUCAUCUGGAACAGGUCGGAAAUCAUGUUGUCAGCAAGGAGAGUUGGAGUGAUGAGAAGAAGAGAGGACUCAAGUAAGUCGGGCUUUUAUCCCUGCAGAUUUUAGCUUUUGCUUUACAGCGCCCGCUAGCUUCAAACGAAUAUGUCAGAUCCAAAACGAAAAAGUCGUGUUUUAGAGAGCUUGCCGACGAUAUGAAAGCAGAAAAUACCUUGGCAAUUGUCCAAGUUGGCCAUGCUGGUCGUCAAACUCCCUUUGCUGUAAACCCAACUCCUUUUGCCCCCUCAUCCGUCCAACUGCCAGUCAAAAAACGCGGUAACACUUAUGGAGUGCCGGUUCCGCUGACCCUAGAACAAAUCCAAACCGAAGUUAUCGAUCGGUUCGUUUACGCGGCCGUCAAGUUUUAUGAAGCCGGAUUUGACGGGAUUCAACUUCAUGGAGCUCACGGAUAUCUGCUGGCUUCAUUUAUUUCGCCGACAACUAAUCAAAGGACAGAUAAAUAUGGAGGAAGUGCCGAGAAGAGGGCUCAGAUUGUGGUUGAUGUUUAUAAUGCCAUUAGGUGAGAUUUGGAGUAAAAACUGACUCUUAUUUUAGAGAAAAGAUCCCGGCUUCUACCGGAUUUGUAAUUGGAAUCAAGCUGAACUCCGUCGAAUUCCAAAGUCACGGCCUGGGUUUGGAAGAUGCGAUUACGACCGCUAGGAUUGUUGAGGUAAGCGAAACUUUCAGAACUUAUUAUAGCUAACGCAAUUUUUUUAAUUAAAGUUUUUUAUUACUUUCCUUCCCACUGAAUUCAAAAUUUCCAGGCUACCGGUUUUGACUUUAUCGAAUUCUCCGGUGGAAACUAUGAGAACUGGCAGAUGGAUGUGAACGAAUCGACCAAGAAAAGAGAAGGAUUCUUUAUCCAAUUCGCCGAAGCCAUCAAGCCCCAUCUCAAGAAUACGGUAGUCUACGUAACGGGCGGUUUCCGGACAGCUCCAGCGAUGGUUAAGGCCGUCAAAGAGGGCUCCACUGAUGGGAUUGGGCUUGGUCGACCAAUCACCGCUGAGCCAGAUUUGCCGAAGAAAAUCUUGACUGGCCAAGUGACUUCGGCUGCGUUCAAUCCAUUGGACUAUGAUUUCUUUGGCGGCGCUCAAAUUACGUCAUCUCAAAUGGCUCAGGCGGGACAACUACCGUAUUCGAAAUGUCAUGGAGAUCCGUGCUAUGGAAUUAUGGAUCAGAGUGACGAAAGAGAGCUGGAGAUCUACAAUAAGGAGUUUAAGAUACACAAUGCCGAGGCCGUGAGAAGAUUGAAAGAGUAUGGCGAGCCGAUCAGAGGGUCUUUUCUUUACAAACCCAGGUAUCUAAAGGAGUCUAAAUUGUAAAUUGUUUAAAUUUGGAUACUUUUAAGUGAGGUUGGAGAUUUUGUGAAACAUGUAUUGCUUCUGUAUUUUCGUAACAUUGAAUUGAAGAUAAAUAAAGACAAAAACAAAUAAGUUUACAGCCGUUUGAUCGCUAUAACGUGUAGUUCGUACCCGUUCUAGCCGAUCAGCCCCCCUCGUCGAGUUUGUAGCGAUAACACUCCACCUUUUGUGCUUUUAUAUCAAAGAAGAUGAAUGCAAAACUACAAAUCGGAGGAGAAAAGCCUUGAAUUGUGCGAAGCGUUUGUUCCGAUCGUUAGCUGACUAUUUGUCUUGCGGAAAGUAUUCAACGUACUGGCUGGGCUUUGGAUGGGAGGAGUAGACAACGUAAUAACUGAGUUUUAUGCUUUCUUUUCGGAGUUUUGAAGGGUAUAUAAAGGGAUGGGGAAUUUGGGGAAUUGCAAGGCUUAUUUAUAUUUAUUCAGGUGCUGAACAGAGAGUUGAGUCUCAAUACUUAAAGAUUAGGAGAUGAGUAAAGUUAUAGACCUAGUGUAAAAAGACGACAUAGGGCGUAGGAAAGAUGGCGCUCCACUUAAUUUGUUUUACAGUUAUACAUGACAAAAGGUUAUCUUUGAGAGAUAUUUUUAGUUGUUUUAGACAUAAAACCUAUGAAGAAACGAAAGACAAGUCUCUCGAAAUUGCAAUUCUCAUCAAAAUCUACGUUUGUACGUAUCACAUCAACUUUAAAGUCAACAUAAUUUUUCUGUUCUCUCCGCUUAUCACAGGAAAAAUCUCUUCCAAUUUUUAUUAAAUUCUCACGUCCAGAAAGUUCGUUUCCUUUCCUUUUUGUUUCCUCAUGUUUUCAGCAGUUUUUGAUCACCAAUUCCCCCCGCAAUUUAUGGCCAUAUUAAUGCCCGUAUGUUCAGUGUUUGGAAAACCUUUUUCGGGAAUUUUGCCGUAUUCCGGUUACCCUUUAUUUCCUUAUUUCAGCGCAAAUUGCAAAUAUAAAUCGUGUACUUUGAAGGGCGCUCAAAGAAUGCCUUUCUUCAGACUUCUUUUGGACGCGAUUACAUAUUUACACUUUUUUGCUAAAGAAAUUGCUGGAAAUCAGACUUCAUUUUUUUAGAAAUUUGCAGGAAAUGGUUGUUAAACGUGUUGAUGCCGAGCCAGUGGAUGUCUCCAUUUUGGGAGAACAACUUCAUUUCAAAACUUCUGGCCGAUAUGCCAAAAAUCGAUUCUUGAAGGUAAAAAAUGAAUGAGUUUUAAAUGUCAUACAGUAAAUCAGAGCAAAUUAAAAUAAAAAUUUAGGCUGCACUCUCCGAGUCUCAAGCCACAUUUGAGCCGAAGGAUCCGAAGAAAAACGGCCUUACGACUCCGGUUUUGUUGAAUUUGUAUCAAAAAUGGGCUCGAGGAGGAUUUGGAGUGGUCUUGACGGGGAACGUUAUGAUUGAGCAUAACCAUCUGGAGACUGCCGGUAAUCAUAUUGUCAGCAAGGAGACCUGGAGCGAUGAGAAAGAGAGAUUACUCAAGCAAGUUGAUUUUCGCAUCAACCUUUUAUGACGUCACACUUUCCUAGCGCAAUAUAAAUUUUUCAAUUUCAGACAGCUGGCUUCAGAGAUCAAACAGGAAGGUACUUUGGCCGUUCCCCAAGUUGGCCACGCCGGUCGUCAAACUCCAAAGUCUGUCAAUCCAACUCCUUUUGCGCCGUCGGCCGUCCACCUUCAGGCGGAGAAAGCGGGCAACACUUAUGGUCCUCCAAUUGCGUUGACUUUAGAGCAGAUACAAACUGAAGUCAUCGACCGUUUCGUUUUUACCGCUGAGAAGUUAUACCAGGCCGGAUUCGAUGGGAUCCAACUUCAUGGAGCUCAUGGAUACCUCCUGGCUUCAUUCAUUUCUCCUUCUACGAACUUGAGGACGGAUAAGUAUGGAGGGAGUGCGGAGAAAAGAGCCCAGAUCUUGGUCGAUCUUUAUAAUGCGAUUAGGUAAGUGUAAUUUUGACUAAAAACGAUUUUUUAUAAGUUUUCUAUUCCACAAGUUAAUUUUUCUCAUUUGCAGAGCCAAGAUCCCUGCUUCUACUGGAUUUAUAAUCGGAAUCAAACUCAACUCCGUAGAAUUCCAAAAUCACGGCCUGGGAAUUGAAGAUGCUAUCACAACCGCCAAGAUUGUUGAGGUAAGCAGAAUUUCCCUAAAAACUUUGUUCCCCGUCUAACUCUCUCUCAUUCCAUCAAUAAACUUUUAGGCAACCGGCUUUGACUUUAUCGAAUACUCCGGUGGUAACUACGAGAGUUGGCAGAUGGAUGUCACCGAAUCCACCAAGAAGAGAGAAGCCUUCUUUAUCAAAUUCGCUGAAGCUAUCAAGCCUCACCUCAAGAAGACGGUAGUCUAUGUAACUGGUGGCUUCCGAACAGCCGCAGCGAUGGUAAAAGCCAUCAAAGAAGGCUCAACUGAUGGAAUUGGCCUUGGCCGUCCCAUAACGGCCGAACCUGACCUGCCCAAGAAGAUUUUAUCCGGACAAGUAUUGGCUGCCCCAUACAAUUCAUUGGAAUAUGAUUUUAUGCAAACCCACGGAAUCGCGGCUUCUCAAAUGCUCGAAGCUGGACAACUGCCAUACUCCGAAUGCCAUGGAGAUGUUUGUUACGGCAUCUUUGAUGCAAGCGAUGAAGAAGAGCUCAAGAAUUUCUAUCAGGAAUUCUUGGCCUAUUACAAAGAGAAGAUUAGAAAAUUGGUGGAAGAGAACAUUCCAACUCAAGGCGCUUUACUUUACAAACCAAGGUAUCAAGGCGCUAAAUUGUAAAAAAUUAUUUUAGAUUCCAAAAAUCUCUCUAA